Molecule: messenger RNA, 4606 nt
Organism: Anopheles gambiae (African malaria mosquito)
Lineage: Eukaryota; Metazoa; Arthropoda; Insecta; Diptera; Culicidae
Exons: 4
Coding region: 2559-4580 (673 amino acids)
Source: RefSeq, a predicted model, not a curated record
GUGUUGCGAACGGUGACGUUCAUCGACAUAAAAUUGUAAACAUUCAUUCGAUUUGAAGCUUCCCAUUCCCAUCUCUCUCUGUCAUUUGACAUUCAUGUCAAAAAAUGUCAUUUGACAUGAAGACAUUUUCAAGAUACAUUCAUUUGACAUUCGCCAACCUGUAUGAAUCGUGAACUGUGUCGUAUUGCAAACGGCCGUAUUCAUGUCAAACUACAACAGAGCGUGCGGUGCAAAGGCUUUCAUUUCACUAGUUUUUGCUAUUUCACUAGAAUUCAGCGACGAUACACUUCAUAAUCCUCCGAUCGUAUCGAUUUGUGUUGUUCAAAAAAUGUCAAAUGACAUUCAGACUACAUUGUUUACAUUUCAUGUCAUUGCAUCAGCCCUGACGGUAGCGACACGAAUGAAUUUCGUUUAAUGACAGUCGUAUCGUGGAAGCAUUGAAUGUCAUCAGCCAAAAAUUAUUUUGACCGGCUGUUUACGGUGACUGUCAUGAAAAAUGUCAACAGUUAACAACACUGGUAACUGCUAACGGAUGGCGGUACUCAAAACACUCAAAAAAUACACUCAUUUUGCCGGAUGGCAUGUACUCAGUAAACAUUUCUUUAGAAAUCAAACAAUUAAUUUUCCAAAGCGAUGUCUGGAUACCUUUGGCUAAAUUCACAACUUACUGAUGUGGUCAGAGCAAUUUUGAUCACAUCAGAGUGAGUUUGUGUUUACGUAGAGUUCCAAAUCUAAGCUAUUGGCAUCAUCUAACAUGCUAGAGGAACAAGAAGACACUGACUCUUCAAGCUUUGGUUUUGUUGUACCCAGAAGAAAACAACCGCGUGUAUUGCGUUUUUUUAUCAACUGAAGAUGAAGAAACUAGUGAGCGAGAAGAAUAUCCAACAGUUCAAGAAGAAUGGUUCAAACCGCAACGAAACCAUAAAAGUUUUACGCAUUUUGCAAGUACAUUCGGGGCAAAAACCAAUAUAGAAAAAGUGAGAAAUUGUCGCACAGUUCAAGAUUUUUAUUCACUUCUGGUUACACAUUAAAUAUUUGAAUACAUAAGCGAACAAACAAAUAUAUUCGCAGCUCAGUCUAAUAACUCAUCGAAUCGUUCCAAAAAAUGGUACCCUACCAAUAAGGAUGAAAUUAAAAAGUUAUUCGGACUGCCCAUAUGGAUGGGCUUGGUCAAACUACCAGAAAUUCGCUUAUAUUGGAGUACAAAACCAAUUUAUGCACAAAGUUUCCCACGCAAGAUAAUGAGCCGUGAUCGCUUUGAAAUUUUACUAAAAAUGCUACAUUUUUCCAAUAAUGAACUUGAGGUUAAAUCGGACCGCCUUUCCAAAGUUAGCUACAUUAUUAAGGCUCUAAAUCAAAAUUUUCAAAAAUAUUAUGACCCUCCAGAAACUGUAUGCAUCGUCGAAUCACUAAUACCGUUCAGAGGGCGUAUCGUAUUUCGCCAAUAUUUGAAAAACAAAAGACACAAGUAUGGCACAAAAAUAUUCAAAUUGUGCUUUGGCUACGGGUAUACGUAUAAUUGUAGUUUUUAUGCUGGAAAAAUUCACGAAAAAGAAAAGACAGCCCCUGUAAACGUUGUAAUGAAACUGUCGGAGAAGUUGUUAGAUAAAGGUCACACUAUUUGCACAGACAAUUGGUACACUCUACGAACUCUACGAAGCAAUAGAAAAGAUAAUCCGAAGGAAAUUGAAAGUAGGCGAAUUUAUUGCAAAAGAAAACUCAAACGGAAUUACAGUAAUUAAAUGGAAAAAUAAGAGAGAUGUACUCAUGCUUUCCACAAAACAUUCAGACAAAAUGAUUAUAGCAAAAACCAAGAAUAGAUAUGUUUUGAAACCAAAAAUUAUUUAUUUAAACUCAAAAAAAAAAAAAAAUUGAGACAUAUCGCCAUAGCGCUGAACGUGUUAAGGAGUUUCGCGUGCACCAGUUAUCGAAGUCUUCUAGGGAAGCCUGGAGUAUGCGAUGGUCGUCUGGUCCCUGGAUUUACCGAAAGCUUUUGGUGUCGUCCGCGUAGAGCAGGUGAUUAUCCCCAGGAAGUAUCGUGGAAUCACCAUUUAUAUAAAGGACAAAUAGUAUUGUUGGAGCAACUGCUGGAGUCGAGUAGUUCGAAGCGGAGUGGAACAAAUCCGUAAAAUUUUUUGAACUUGCCCAGGCUGCAAAUGACAGCCCGAAAGACCAAUACAUCUUAAUUAUAAUACAUGGUUGACGAGUUCACUUGCUUUUAAUGCAUAUUUGUUGACUAUUUGGAAUGAAAUAUUAAAGAAAAUAUUGAAAUUUUGAUUUGCUACUAUUAAUAAACACGUUUCGUCUCAAUUCGGCUCGAAUUUCUUUAGAUUUGGCAAUCUAUACAAAACAACACGCUGUGGCAAACGUUGAUCGUGUUUCUUCUUCUGAAAGCUUCAUCUUCUUCAUGGUGGUAUUUUGACCGCAGCCGAUUGUUUACUUUCAGAUGUCAUAUCACACACAAAUUGAUAGCGAGCCAUUGUUGCAGCCAUAUCUUGUAAUUGAAGCGAUUUGUGAUUAAAAAUAGUUUUGUCGUCGUUGUUUUCGUGGAAAUCACUAUGAAUAAAAGUUUCUCGAAGCGUAUCAAAUAUAAUUCUUACUUGUAUCGCCACCGUGAUCGUUUGGAACAUGAAAACCAGAUAGAUGACGGUGCCGGCCCUAGUGGAACUUCCAAUGUAGCUGAACAAGGUAUGAAUUCUUCACAAGGCAGUGAUGCACUUGCACAGGAUAAUAUCGUCGGUGAAACUUUCUACGAAGGGGAAGCUGCUUAUCUAUCAGAAGCCGAUGAUGAUGUAAUCGACUAUUUAAUGGAAAGUUCGGAUGAUGAUAUAGAUCCAGCAGCAUCAGAUGACCCAUUCUCUGCUGAAGAUGCUUUGCGUCAAUGGGCAAUAUCAACAAACCAAACAUACGACUCGAUUGCCCAAGUGAUGGAUAUAGUUCGAAAAGUGAGUUCCUGUAACCUACCUAAAGACGCUAGAACCCUACUAAAAAUCAAUCGAAAAAUUUCGGCUGAUAUCCUGACGGUAGAAGGUGGUCAGUACUGGUAUUAUGGAGUGCAGAAAUGUCUCACGAACAAGCUAAGUAAUACAUCUCUGAAUUCGGACACCACACUCUUGCUUAAUGUAUCCAUCGAUGGUUUGCCGAUAUUUAAAAGCAAUAAUUUACAAUUCUGGCCGAUUUUAAUAAAUAUUCAUAACAUGCCAGAAAUUCCUGUUAUGAUUGUUUCAAUUUACAGCGGAACAAAGAAACCUAGCAUCGAAUAUUUUUUAAAGCAGUUCAUCGAAGAAAUAAACCUAUUAACUAGCAAUGGGGUACAAAUCAACGACGUGAGAGUUGAUGUAGUGGUACGCGCCAUAAUUGCCGAUUCACCUGCACGGGCGUUUAUAAAAGGUGUCGCCAACUUCAAUUCAUUUGAUGGUUGUUUGAAAUGCACUACCAAAGGUGUCAAAAUGCAAGGAAGAACAACUUUCCUUGAUUGUAGCGCACCAAAAAGAACCGAUAGACAUUUUAGAAAGCGGAAGUAUGGUGGUCAUCAUAAACUUGACUCGCCACUACUUUUGUUAAAUAAUUUUGAUCUUGUGAAGCAAAUAAUAGUUUGUGAUCAACUACAUUUGAUAGAUCUUGGUGUCACCAAACGGAUAUUGAUCGGCUUGUUGUUUGGUAAAUUUGGGUUUAAAAAAAAAUUGUCGUUUGCUGAAAUAACGACAAUAUCUGGUAUGCUAAUCACAAUCCAAUUGCCAAUAGAAAUCCAUAGAAAAUUUCGAUCGUUACACGAUGUGAGUCACUGGAAAGGCUCAGAGUUUUCAUCAUUUUUAUACUAUGCAAGUUUUUCGGUGUUGAAAAACAUCAUGAGUGAUGAACAGCACAAACAUUAUAUGUUGUAUUUCUGUAGUAUAACAUUAUUCUCCUCGAACAUCUACAAAGAACAUUGGCCGCUUGCUAAUAAUUUAAUUACUCUUUUUGUAAAAAAGUAUGUUGAUGUUUACGGAUCACAGUUUAUCUCGAGCAACGUUCACAAUCUUACACACAUAUUCGAAGAAGUAGAUGAAUUUGGUCCACUGCGGACGUUAUCUUCUUAUUUAUUCGAAAAUGCUCUACAACACAUAAAAAAUUUUUUGCGUAACGGAUGGAAGAGUUUGGAACAAGUUAUUAAUAGAAUUGCAGAACAAGAAGCGUAUUAUGUCCAUAAAAAAGAUGAUAUUUCAAGUUAUCCAUCUAUUAAACAGAGAGGUAACAUUACCACUCUCCAUGUUCGCAAAGGAUUUUGCUUGAAACCUGGACACCGAGAUGGGUGGUUUUUAACCAAAUCUGGAAAUGUUUGCCAGUACAUUAAUGUAGUUGCACAGGAAAAUGUAACAAGCCUAAAAAUAAUCGCCAGAAAAUUAAGCAACUCUACUCAUUGCUUUGAUUAUCCCUUUACAUCUAAGCUGAUUAAUAUGCACCGUGGAAAUCUCCGUAGCUUUGAGGAAACAGAAGUACAAAUUGAUUUACAAGAUGUGAAAUGUAAAUUGGUAGCUGUUCCUCUCCCAAAAGACAACGAAUUCGACUUUGUUCCGUUAGUUCAUACGUUAAUUGAAUAAAACAGAAAUGUACAUUUUAAAUUUAA